AUGUCGGGGGCGUACAGAAGAUUCAUCGGUGUUUUGGAUGGAUUCGUUAACGCCAAGUUUCCCUCUGGAAAGAUAAAUGAGAUGUGGCACCAUCCAGCGGGGCCAAAGACGAUUUUCUUCUGGGCGCCGACUUGGAAGUGGUCGCUCGUUAUCGCCGGUUUGGCGGAUCUUGCCAGGCCCUCACAUCAGCUCUCACUCAAUGGGUCCCUAGCUCUUGUUGCCAAUGGAACUAUCUAUACAAGAUGGUACUACUGGGCGAUUACUCCGCGAAACGCGGUCGGCGCUUCUUGCUCGUUCUUUACUGCUCUAACUGGAGUCAUGCAAGCCGGCCGUCGACUCCAUUAUGAUUACUAUGUCAAGGGGACACCCGAAGACCCCGCGCUUGUCGAAGCGAAGCUCGAUUAA
This is a messenger RNA of Oikopleura dioica, 405 nucleotides long. The record is from the annotation of a GenBank genome assembly. Lineage: Eukaryota; Metazoa; Chordata; Appendicularia; Copelata; Oikopleuridae.